Labrus mixtus (cuckoo wrasse) is the source of this 4695-nucleotide messenger RNA. It is a transcript of the gene unc5db, whose product is annotated as unc-5 netrin receptor Db. Gene Ontology annotation, biological process: netrin-activated signaling pathway. Lineage: Eukaryota; Metazoa; Chordata; Actinopteri; Labriformes; Labridae. Gene Ontology annotation, cellular component: membrane. The record is from RefSeq and is a predicted model, not a curated record. The transcript is spliced from 16 exons. Bases 287 to 3139 code for a protein of 950 amino acids. Gene Ontology annotation, molecular function: netrin receptor activity; protein binding.
ACACACACACACACACACACACACACACACACACACACACACACACACGAGGCAAAAGUGAAGUGAAGAUGCUCCUUCCCUUUCGAUCAACUGUCCAGCCCGAUCACAUUUCACCUCCUCCCUCUCUUCCUCCCCCUCCGCCAUUCCGUGCCCUCCCCUGGUUCGCUGGAGGAGUUUGCGCCGCCGGUGCUCGUCCAAUUCGGAGGAGGAGGAGGUGAGAGGAUGCGCCAGAGAUCCGGAGCACCUCCAUCCCGAUAGCGUAUCCGUGGAGGGGCUACGAGCCGGUAUGGGUGCGCUCACGAGAGGGCGAUACAUCUGCUUGACGGGCCUCCUGCUGCUCGUUUACUGCACAGUAUUCGUGAUCUGUAAAGGUGCUCCUGGAGAUCCUCCUCCUGAAGCAGCCUCGGUCCAGGGUACCCUGCCCCACUUCAUCCAGGAGCCAGAGGACGCCUACAUUGUGAAGAGCAAUCCCAUCAAGCUGCGCUGUCGAGCCUUACCUGCCUUACAGAUCUUCUUCAAAUGCAAUGGGGAGUGGGUGCACCAGAAUGAGCACUUUUCCCAGGAGUAUAAAGACCUCAGCACCGGGCUGAAGGUGCGUGAGGUGAUGAUCAACGUGUCCCGUCAGCAGGUGGAGGACUUCCAUGGCCCUGAAGACUUCUGGUGUCUAUGUGUGGCCUGGAGCCACCUGGGCACCUCCAAAAGUCGCAAGGCCACUGUCCGAAUCGCCUACCUGAGGAAAAACUUUGAGCAAGAUCCCCAGGGAAAGGAGGUGCCAAUCAAUGGGAUGAUCGUUCUGCACUGCCGCCCUCCAGAGGGAGUGCCUGUGGCGGAGGUGGAAUGGCUGAAAAACGAAGAACUGUUGAAUCCCUUCGCCGAUGACAACAUAGACACCCGAGCUGACCACAACCUAAUCAUCAACGAGGCCCGACUGUCAGAUUCAGGCAACUACACCUGUCUGGCCAGCAAUGUGGUGGCCAAAAGACGCAGUGCCACAGCUGCUGUGAUCGUCUUCGUGAACGGCGGCUGGUCCCUGUGGACCGAGUGGUCAGCCUGCAACGUGCCAUGUGGGCGGGGUGUGCAGAAGCGCUCUCGAACCUGUACCAACCCGGCGCCUCUCAACGGCGGCGCUUUCUGCGAGGGCAUGUCCGUACAGAAGAUCACCUGCAACGCUCUUUGCCCAGUUAACGGAGGCUGGGAUGAAUGGAGCGAAUGGACUGAAUGCAGCAGCCAGUGCAGGAGGCAGCGGGGUCGAGACUGCAGCUCUCCAGCACCCAGACACAGUGGCAGGAUGUGUGACGGGAACAGUGAAGCCACGGAGAACUGCACAGACGGACUGUGUAUCCAGAGUGUGGACAGCUCCAAUGAUGUCGCUUUGUACUCGGGCCUGGGAGCUGGAAUCAUCGCUGUGGUCAUCCUCGUAGUGGCAGUUAUGCUCUACAGGAAGAACCACAGCGAGUACGGUGUGGAUGUCAUCGACCCCUCUGCACUGGCUGGGGGUUUCCAGUCCUUCAACUUUAAGACAACAGGACAAGGCAACCCACUGCUUCUCAACUCCUCGAUCCAGCCAGACCUGACGGUGGGGCGGACUUACAGCACACCUCUGUGCUUCCAGGACGGCACAGACAAAGAGCUCUUCGACCCUCUGCCCGACAUCAAAAUCAAAGUCCAGAGCUCCUUCAUGGUUUCGCUGGGUUUAACUGAGCGAGCGGCAUUCAACUCCAAAGCCCCCGCCGAGACCUUCCCACGGGACCUGAGUCGAGACUACUGCAGCACUGCUGACAAACACAAGAGGAGCUUGCUGACCCUCAACGGGCCCAUCAGCACAGGCAGAAAAGAGGUCAGGACCGCCGGCCAGUAUGGCCAUCUGGGAGGACGACUGGUGGUGCCAAACACAGGGGUCAGCCUGCUGGUGCCUCAUGGAGCAGUGGCUGAAAACACGUCCAUGGAGAUGUACAUGGAGAUCAAUCAGGGAGAGGCGAGUGUCCAAACAGAUGAAGACUGUGAAAUCCUCCUGGGCCCAGAGGUGACGUACGGUCCCCCUGAUCUGGACCUCUACUGCCCUGUGGCUAUCACCAUCGCUCACUGUGCCGAGGUGGAUGGGGAGAACUGGAACAUCCAGCUCAAGAGACAAACCCAGGACAGCAAAUGGGAGGAUGUGAUGUCAGUCGAGGAGGAGUCCACUUCCUGUUACUGCCAGAUGGACUCCAAGAGUUGCCAUCUGCUUUUGAAGCAGCCGGGCUCGUACGCCCUGGUGGGCGAGCCCCUGACGCAGGCUGCCGUCAAGAGGCUGAAGGUGGCUGUGUUUGGGAGUAUGGAGACGGGCUCCUACAUCUACAGCCUGCGAGUGUACUGUGUGGACGACACGCCACACGCCUUUCAGGGAGUGGUGGUGGCAGAGAAGACCAGAGGGGGCCAGCUCCUUGAGGAGCCAAAGAUGUUGCCUUUCAAAGCGAACACCUUCAGCCUCCAGGUUUCCAUUCAGGAUGUUCCCCAGUUCCUGUGGAGCAUAAAACCCUUUACCACAUGUCAGGAGUUCUCCUUCCCCCAAGUGUGGUGCAGCAACCAGCAGCCCCUGCACUGUGCCUUCUCUCUGGAGAGAUACAGCCCUGCCACAGCCCAGCUCUCCUGCAAAAUCAGCGUGCGCCAGGUAAAAGGCCAAGAGCAGAUUCUGCAGGUCUACACGGCUGUGGCUGAGACUGAAAAGGAGUCAGUUCCUUUUCUUCUUCAGCAAAAAGACUGCACCGUCACGUCCGAGACUGGGCCCACGGCCUUCAAAAUCCCCCUGUCCAUCCGCCAGAAGAUUUGUGCCACCUUCGACACUGCCAAAGCCAAGGGCAAGGACUGGCAACUCUUAGCCCAGAAACUCAACUUAAACCGAAACUUGGGUUAUUUUGCAAAGCAGCAGAGUCCAUCAGCGGUCAUACUGAGCCUGUGGGAGGCUCGCAACCAGGACACUGCUGACCUCGACUCUCUAGCCAGCGCCCUGGAGGAGAUUGGUAAAAUCCACUCCAAAAGCUCUCCCAAGGACCACGAUGAGUCGGACUCUGACUUCAGUCACAUAGAGGAAAGCAGUCUGUGUAGGACGGACAGGCGGACAAAUCACGAUGCAGAGGACUCUCUCCCUGAAUAUGUAGGCUGAGAGAGAAAAAAGAGCCAGCCAGGGAAAGCUGACAAACUAAUGCAUAUAUAUCUGUGUUAAUACACAGAGCAUUAUGGACAACACACUGUGUCAUCGCAGCAGGAGGGUCAUGAUGUUAUCUGUGAGUAGACGGCGAGCAGUCUCCGUGCUUACCAAUCAACGUUGGUAAAAGGUGAAGCCGUACCUGCUGUGGAUCUACCCCAAUCUUUCAGAGUUGGUCUAGAGAGUGACUGUAUUGGAGGGUUUUUCUUAAAAAAGUGUUUUAAUUAAUUUGCUUUUCAUUUUAAGUUAAAACUGCUCCCAUGUGUAUUCACGUCACAUGUCAAAGCUGGGACCGAGGGGGGGGCGUGAAGGAGGGGAUCAGUUCUGGUAUUAUCGUCAAUUAUUUCCUGAAUUUGUGUUGAAGAGACGGGAGGUUAAUUUCUUCCCUGAGAGGUUCCUGCUCUCUCCCAUACUGCUCCUGGUGGUCCACGUGUCAGCUGGACAUAUUUGCAUGGAGAUUCUUGCUAUGCAAAUAUGGUAAUAUGCAUGUGGGGCCAUUUAGGAGACACCUGGUGUCAUUUAUUUCACCUCCACACACACUCAAGAAUAUUCCUGUAUCACUGAAUGAAAGAGGACUGAGAGGCUUCUUUAUGACAUCCAGUUUUUUUUUCUAGGAAGCCACUAAUUGGUGAAGUCCUAGUUUCCUGAAAUUCACCCAUUUUAAUUGUUCAAAAAAAUUAAAAAAUGUUCCCCGUAGAAAGUUUGGCCUUUCUAAAAAAACCUACAACGUUACCUUUAGUGUGAUCUUUAAACGCAGACAGUCAGACCGUUUCUGUCUCUAUCACUGCUGUGACAAAGUGUGAAUUUCGAGCGGUUGAGGUAAAGUUCAUGACGGCUUUUCGCCCACAAAAAGUGAUAGAGAGGAAGCUGUCAUCAUUUCUUGGCACAUCGCUGAGUCUUAUCACCGAAUACCCUCCAUUAACACCCAUCACGUAGACCUCAUAUCAGACCCUAACACACCCAACUGCCCCCAAGACAGCCUCCCACUCAUUACCAACCCACACAUGCCGACACAUGCUCUGAAUUUUCAUGGCUACAGAGGUCACACACAGACAAGACAUCUGAAAUACACUUUUAAAAAGCAUCACAACCUCUGCUUAAUCACACACAAAUAAUCAUAAUGAAGCACGUUCUGGGCAUGUGAGGCUUGAAAGUAAAAUAGUUAAAUAUAUUAGUUGUACUUCAGUAUCUGAUAAAUUAAGUAUAUAAAGUAUCUCUUGAAUCGUCAUAACAGAAAAAGUCUCCAUGAUGAACACAAACUGGUAUCCUCUAAGAACACCAAUAAACCUCCCUGUGUCCUCAAUCCACUCCACACUCGUAAACUAAACACUUUUCAGUUAGCUUCUUAAUCAUUUAUUGGAAACACCCAAAUUCGUUGCUACUUCUUGGUCUUGUAGCCAGGCCCACAUGCAGAAAUGGCUUGGCCCCUUAAAGGCCCACUGAAUGCGACCCUCCCAGAAAAUUGAUUUAAUUGUUUCAACGUAUGCGCAUUCGAUCAGUCGUGUUAGCGCUAG